Leopardus geoffroyi (Geoffroy's cat) is the source of this 5445-nucleotide messenger RNA. It is a transcript of the gene PTPRO, whose product is annotated as protein tyrosine phosphatase receptor type O. The transcript is spliced from 27 exons. Gene Ontology annotation, biological process: podocyte differentiation; axon guidance; peptidyl-tyrosine dephosphorylation involved in inactivation of protein kinase activity. Gene Ontology annotation, molecular function: cadherin binding; protein tyrosine phosphatase activity; Wnt-protein binding. Gene Ontology annotation, cellular component: plasma membrane; glutamatergic synapse; GABA-ergic synapse. The record is from RefSeq and is a predicted model, not a curated record. Bases 494 to 4144 code for a protein of 1216 amino acids. NCBI's taxonomy places the organism in Eukaryota, Metazoa, Chordata, Mammalia, Carnivora, Felidae.
CGGCGGAAAGGGUUGGGGCGGAGCCUGGAGUGGGGGUUGCCCAGCGAGAAGAGGCGGCAGGCGGACCCCGGUGGGAGGGCUGGGAGGCUGCUGUCACUUUAUGAGCACGCAGACCAGACUGAGGGUAUCCUGCUGCGGGAGGACCGCGGCCGGCUGGGUGCAGGGCCCCCUCCUCUGGCUCACCACGCGGACCCCGCGUCUCCUCCGGAGCCUCGGUGGCGGCGGCGGCGGCGGCGGAGCCUCGCCCACCUCAAUCCCCACCCUCUCCAUCCUUAGCUGUUAAAGAACAGCAGCGCCUGGCACGUUCCUGGCGGACCUCGGGCGCAGAAGACGAAAGGAAGCAGGCGCAAGGGGACUGGGAAGGCAGCAUGCGCCCGCCGGGAACAGCCUCGGCGCCCACGGUCUGAGGCGGCAGCCUCACUUCGCCAUUGUGAGCCGCCGCCGGGGGAGCUCGCACGCGCUGCGGACCCCCCGGGUCCCCGUCGGCACCGUGAUGGGGCACCUGCCCGCGAGAACGCGCGGCGGCCGCCGCCUCCUGCCUCUGCUCUGGCUCUUUGUGCUACUCAAGAAUGCCACAACAUUCCGUGUAACUGUUCAAGAUGAUAAUAGCAUCGUUGUCUCUUUAGAAGCUUCAGAUGUCACGAGUCCAUCAUCUGUGUAUGUCGUGAAGAUAACGGGGGAAUCAAAAAAUUACUUCUUCGAAUUUGAGGAAUUCAACGGCACUUUGCCUCCUCCUGUUACCUUUAAGGCUAAUUAUCAUGGCCUUUAUUACAUAAUCACUCUGGUAGUGGUAAAUGGAAAUGUGGUUACCAAGCCAUCCAGAUCAAUCACUGUGUUAACAAAACCCCUACCUGUAACCAGUGUUUCAAUAUAUGACUAUAAACCUUCUCCUGAAACAGGAGUCCUGUUUGAAAUUCAUUAUCCAGAAAAAUAUAAUGUUUUCACAAGAGUAAACAUAAGCUACUGGGAAGGUAAAGACUUCCGAACAAUGCUAUAUAAAGAUUUCUUUAAGGGAAAAACAGUAUUUAAUCACUGGCUGCCAGGAAUAUGUUAUAGUAAUAUUACUUUUCAGCUGGUAUCAGAGGCAACUUUUAAUAAAAGUACUCUUGUGGAGUACAGUGGUGUUAGUCAUGAACCCAAACAACAUAGAACUGCCCCGUACCCACCUCGAAAUAUCUCAGUUCGCAUUGUAAACUUGAACAAGAACAAUUGGGAAGAGCAGAGUGGCAGUUUCCCAGAGGAAUCCUUCAUGAGAUCACAAGAUACAAUGGGAAAAGACAAACUCUUCCGUUUUACAGACGAAACCCCAGAAAUGCCCUCUGGCAACGUUUCUUCUGGUUGGCCUGAUUUUAACAGCAGUGACUACGAAACUACAUCCCAGCCGUACUGGUGGGGCAGCGCAUCGACAGCUCCUGAAAGCGAAGAUGACUUUGUCAGCGUACUUCCCGUGGAGUAUGAACAUAACAGUACACUCGGUGACACUGAGAAAUCAACAUCAGGCUCCUUCUCAUUUUUUCCUGUACAAAUGAUUUUGAACUGGUUACCACCCAAACCACCCACUGCCUUUGAUGGGUUCCAUAUCCACAUAGAAAGAGAAGAAAACUUUACUGAAUAUUUGACAGUGGAUGAAGAAGCACAUGAAUUUGUCGCAGAGCUGAAGGAGCCUGGGAAAUAUAAGUUAUCUGUAACAACUUUUAGCUCCUCAGGAUCUUGUGAAACUCGAAAAAGUCAGUCAGCAAAAUCACUCAGUUUUUAUAUCAGCCCGUCAGGAGAGUGGAUUGAAGAACUGACUGAGAAGCCCCAGCAUGUGAGCGUCCACGUUUUAAGCUCAACCACCGCUUUGAUGUCCUGGACGUCUUCCCAAGAGAACUACAAUGGCACCAUCGUGUCUGUGGUGUCACUCACCUGCCAGAAACAAAAGGAGAGCCAGAGGCUAGAAAAGCAGUACUGCACUCAGGUGAACUCAAGCAAAUCUAUCAUUGAAAAUCUGGUUCCCGGUGCCCAGUACCAGGUCGUGAUGUACCUAAGAAAAGGCCCUUUGAUUGGCCCACCUUCAGAUCCUGUGACAUUUGCUAUCGUUCCAACGGGAAUAAAGGAUUUAAUGCUCUAUCCCUUGGGUCCUACGGCAGUGGUUCUGAGCUGGAGCAGACCUUACUUAGGAGUGUUCAGAAAAUAUGUAGUUGAAAUGUUUUAUUUCAACCCUGCAACAAUGACAUCAGAGUGGACAACAUACUAUGAAAUAGCAGCGACUAUCUCCUUAACUGCAUCAGUGAGGAUAGCCAAUCUGCUGCCAGCAUGGUACUACAACUUUCGAGUUACCAUGGUAACAUGGGGAGACCCAGAACUGAGCUGUUGCGACAGCUCCACCAUAAGCUUCAUAACAGCCCCAGUUGCUCCAGAAAUCACAUCUGUGGAGUAUUUCAACAGUCUGUUAUAUAUCAGUUGGACAUAUGGAGAUGACACAACUGACCUCUCCCAUUCUAGAAUGUUACACUGGAUGGUUGUUGCAGAAGGAAAGAAGAAAAUUAAAAAGAGUGUAACACGCAAUGUCAUGACUGCGAUUCUCAGUCUGCCUCCAGGAGAUAUCUACAACCUCUCAGUAACCGCUUGCACUGAAAGAGGAAGUAAUACCUCCAUGCUCCGCCUUGUCAAGCUAGAACCAGCUCCUCCAAAAUCACUCUUUGCCGUGAAUAAAACCCAGACUUCAGUGACUUUGCUGUGGGUGGAAGAGGGAGUAGCUGAUUUCUUUGAAGUCUUUUGUCAACAAGUUGGCUCUAGUCAAGAAACCAAACUCCAGGAACCGAUUUCUGUUUCCUCUCACGUUGUGACCAUCUCCAGCCUCCUUCCUGCCACUGCCUACAACUGUAGUGUCACCAGCUUCAGCCACGACAGCCCCAGUGUCCCCACAUUCAUCGCUGUCUCAACAAUGGUGACAGAGAUGAACCCCAACGUGGUGGUCAUCUCCGUGCUGGCCAUCCUCAGCACGCUGUUAAUUGGACUGCUGCUCGUGACCCUUAUAAUUCUUAGGAAAAAACAUCUGCAGAUGGCAAGGGAAUGUGGAGCAGGAACUUUUGUCAAUUUUGCAUCUUUGGAGAGGGAUGGAAAGCUUCCAUACAAUUGGCGUAGGAGUAUAUUUGCUUUCUUAACCCUGCUACCCUCAUGUCUUUGGACUGAUUAUCUUUUGGCAUUUUAUAUUAAUCCUUGGAGUAAAAAUGGUUUAAAGAAGAGGAAACUGACUAACCCAGUUCAACUGGAUGACUUUGAUGCCUACAUCAAGGAUAUGGCCAAAGACUCUGACUAUAAAUUUUCUCUUCAAUUUGAGGAGUUAAAAUUGAUUGGACUGGACAUUCCACAUUUUGCUGCAGACCUUCCACUGAACCGAUGUAAAAAUCGCUACACAAACAUCCUACCAUAUGACUUUAGCCGAGUGAGAUUAGUCUCCAUGAAUGAAGAGGAAGGCGCAGACUAUAUCAAUGCCAACUAUAUUCCUGGAUACAACUCACCCCAAGAGUAUAUUGCCACACAGGGACCACUGCCUGAAACCAGAAAUGACUUUUGGAAGAUGGUCCUACAACAGAAGUCCCAGAUUAUUGUCAUGCUCACUCAGUGUAAUGAGAAAAGAAGGGUGAAAUGUGACCAUUACUGGCCGUUCACGGAAGAACCCAUAGCUUAUGGGGACAUCACCGUGGAGAUGAUGUCAGAGGAAGAACGGGAAGACUGGGCCUGUAGACACUUCCGGAUCAACUAUGCUGACGAGAUGCAGGAUGUGAUGCAUUUCAACUACAUGGCGUGGCCUGAUCACGGUGUGCCCACAGCAAACGCUGCAGAAAGUAUCCUUCAGUUUGUACACGUGGUUCGACAGCAAGCUACCAAGAGCAAAGGCCCCAUGAUCGUGCACUGCAGUGCUGGAGUGGGACGGACAGGAACAUUCAUUGCCCUGGACAGGCUCUUGCAGCACAUUCGGGAUCACGAGUUUGUCGACAUCUUAGGGCUGGUGUCCGAAAUGCGAUCAUACCGGAUGUCUAUGGUGCAGACGGAGGAGCAGUACAUUUUUAUCCAUCAGUGUGUGCAGCUGAUGUGGACGAAGAAGAAACAACAGUUCUGCAUCAGUGACGUCAUCUACGAGAAUGUUAGCAAGUCCUAGUUCAGAACCCGGAGCGGACAGGACAUGGUGUGCACCCAUCCUCCCUUGCUUCCAGAGUUUUUUAGGGGCGCUGCUAGCCAUUUUGCUAAGAAGAGCCCCUGCUUUGUAGUAUGUGGCCAAGGAGAUGAUUUGUCUCAUUGAAGCACCGGGAAGACUUAGCCUUAAAGAGCCUCCAGUGUCUUUUGGACUCUUUUACUUCUGGACAUUGAAUAACGGACCACAUUCAACCGAACACCAGAAAGGUCCAGACGCUCUGCAAAGGGCAGGAAGCACAGCACUUCCGAAGAAGAGUUUUCUUGGCCCUUGGCUGGUUGGGCUGAGUUUUUGUUGUUGUGGUUUCUAAGUGCAAUAAUUUUUGUAUGUGUGAUUUUAUCAGGAAGUUGACUUGUUUUCUACCCACAUGACCGAUCAAGCCCGUAGCCCAAGAGGGAACAGGCAUUGUUAGUAUCAAAUUAUACCUCAUUGUUAAAAAGCGGCAUGGCCACACAUGAGGAAACGGUAAUUCUGCUCCACGGAAAUUGAACUGGCAAAAUCUGUACUCCGACAUUCAGAUGCUGGACCAGGAGGGGGGGAGGGUGCAGGGGGGAAGAGAGAGGGGUUGUACCCACGGAUCAACUGCAUAUCUUUUCCAAAUAUGAAGAGCUGUAAUUCAGCUUCAAAGUAGAGUAGGAAAAAUAUUUAAGUCUUAAUUGUUCUAGUUCUUGAUGGCUUUCUUCCUUAUUAACAGCUAAGUGUUUUUUCCUUGGCCCUCUUGAACUAAUGUCACCCUCCAGAUUCUUUUUCAACAAAUCAGAUCUGGUUCAGAAUGGUUUUAAGAAGGACUCUUUAGACUCCACUGCUGUCUGAGCAACCCUGGUGCCUGGAGUUUGCAUUCCUUUAUCUGUUGACCUGCAUACGUAUGAAAGCUGUUUCUUUGAGAACUGUAGGCUGUGAAAACGCACUUUCUUUCCCCCAAAGAGCUGGGAACUUAUGAAGUUAUGGCAAUGAGCUGCAGCAUGCUAGGACAAUUAUUUGGCGGCGUUUUUGGGUAAUAUUGUCAAGCGUUUCUAUGGAUUCCAGCGUUUGAUUUCUUUUCGUUUGGUUUCAUUUUUGGUUGUCCGUUUCAUUUUAACCAGUGUUAACUAGUAACAUUUUAUUCUUCCGAUUUUGUACAAUUACAGUACAUGACUGUGUAUUGUGACAUUUGACGGCAUUGUGAAGCCUGUUAUUUUGUGUCACUUCCUUAAAAAACAAGAGGUGAUGGUAUGGAUAUACAAAGGAAAACAUUCUGAGUGGAAAGUAAACACAAGCUGACUGCUUCA